Ambispora leptoticha is the source of this 1635-nucleotide messenger RNA. Lineage: Eukaryota; Fungi; Glomeromycota; Glomeromycetes; Archaeosporales; Ambisporaceae. The record is from the annotation of a GenBank genome assembly.
AUGGGUCCUUCGAACAGAUUCAGACAUGGACCUAUAGGGACAUUACACAGAUUCUUGACUGUUACUCUGCUUGGAUGGAUAUUGAAUGCCAGUAAAUGCUUUUGUGGAAAUCGUUUAUCAGCAAAAUUAGAUGGUGUGUAUCGAUAUUUUAUGGAAGAGAAGAAUCCAGCAUUACAGAUUGUAUAUUUGACAUUAUUGACGAGUGCGAUCUAUGUAUUUAAAAUAACUGGAUGGGAACAAAUUCCCGGGCCUUAUCUUUCUCGAGUGCAUUUGUACGUAUGUGUCAAGAAAGUUCAUCCUUUCAUGAAUCUUGGAGUGAUCCCGGCAGAAUUACGCGAGAAAAUGCGAUUAAAGCCUGUAAAAUAUUCGAAUAUGAUUUCUUAUUGUUUGAACCAAGACCUUGCAGGACUUACCCGCUCGCUCAAAACAUUGUUCUCUGUACUGAAUAAUAAUCAUGUUGAAUUAUCAGGUGCGUGGAUUAAUAACUGUGUUGGAUUAAGAAAUCAUCGUUUUUUCAUACUUUUCCUUUACGCAACAAUACAAAUUUGCUUUUAUGGCACAUAUUUAAUUACCUGGAUUUUCUUUGGCAUUGCCAAGCAAAAAAACCUAAGUGCCGCUUUUAUUUACGAUAAUAUAACCGGAAGAAGAGUACCGAUAACUUUCUAUCAAACAGUAUUGUAUUUAAUUCAUCAAGAACGUUUACUUGGAUCAUUGGGGAUUUUUGCAUUCCUUGUUGGAUUAGUUGUAUUUGUAUUUUUAUGUUAUCAACUGCAUCUUAUUUAUUGUGGCAUUACUACCAACGAAGGAUUUAAAUGGGAGGAUUUAGAGGAGAUAAUAUUGGCGGGUGAACUUUAUUAUUACGAGAAAGAAUUGAAUCAAGCUGACGAUGAUAACGGGAAAAAUAAAAAGUCAAAAAGGAAAUCGAUAAUGGUUUAUUGGUCAGAAACAGCAGAACAACGAAGAGAAAGAUUAAGUAAAAAAACUAUACAAGACAAAGAAUCACCUGAGGGAACUCAAGUGCGUACUUUACAAGAAGUCAAACAAUCUCAAAGUACGGGUCUUACUUCAAUGGAUAUGAUCUUGGAAUUUGCCAGGGGACUUGGAUAUACAGAGGUUUCUUCAGCACCCACUCUACAGACUACAUCUUUGCUUGAAUUGAUGGAUCUUUUGGAUGAAUUGAUGGCGUUACAAGACAAAAUAAAUGGACUUCAAGAGGAUAUCACAAAGAUCAAAGAUGUUCGAGAAACCUAUGAUAUUGUAAAUUCAGCAGAAUUAGAGAAAAAAAUUAAAAUUCUUGAAACUUUAAGCAGUCAUAUACAGUCUAUACUUUCCAACAAACAACUACUGAUGAUGCGUUUCAAGAAUCCUUAUGUUGGCGAACAUAUAAAUAUCGAACCAAAAUAUCAUAAGGAAUUGGCGGAGCUGCUCCCAACAAUUAUACAAAGCAUCGCAUCUCUCCCAAAAGAUAUGGAGAGUGCAAAAUGGGUUGAUGAGAAUCAACAAAUUAUUGUUGAUGAAAGGAAACUAAACAAACAACUUUCAUCAACUGCCUCGAUUAUUGCGAUGUAUGGUAAUUAUGCAGAUUGUCUUGAUAGAAUUCGAAUGAUCGUCAAAGAGAUGCAAGAAAAAGUGUAA